Molecule: messenger RNA, 2142 nt
Organism: Toxorhynchites rutilus septentrionalis
Lineage: Eukaryota; Metazoa; Arthropoda; Insecta; Diptera; Culicidae
Gene: Rlip
Product: ralA-binding protein 1
Exons: 5
Coding region: 85-2022 (645 amino acids)
Biological process (GO): small GTPase-mediated signal transduction
Molecular function (GO): GTPase activator activity; small GTPase binding
Source: RefSeq, a predicted model, not a curated record
UGAUGACUGAUUGCGGAAAGGUAAACAUAAUCGAUUGGAAUUGAAGCAAACUCAGGUCGCAGUGAAAACGCUGGCUCUGUCCAAAUGGAUUUCGACAGUCCGGACGUGGAAAAGGACUUUCCUGGACUGUAUGCCUCCGAAACAGGUGGCAGGAGCAAGAAGGAUGACAAAGACUUUGUCGAACCGGAAACAGAAAAAAUAAGCAAAAAAGAUUUAUUGAUUGGAAGGAGGAAGGAUAGAAAGGAAAAGAAGACGGCUUAUGCAGCUCUCGAGGGAGAAAGCUCACCAGAGGAAGAACUGGAAACAAAAAGUCCUUCGAAGUCUAAAAAGACUAAAGCAUUCAAAUUUCCUUCAAAGAACAAGGAGAAAAGGGAGAAAUCUCGCGAGAAAGAGAAACUCGACACUUCUAAAGCGGAAGAAGUGAAGCCGGUAGAAAAACCGGAAAAGGAGAAGGACAAAGAAAAGAAGAAAGAUAAAGACAAAAAAGAUAAGGAUAAGAAAGAAAAAACAAAGGAAAGGAAGGAUAAAAAGUUAAAGCAAAGUAGCGUGAGUGAGGAAGUGUUGGAGCUGGGCGAUGUUCAGCCGAUAUUUGGCGUUUCUCUUGGACUUGCUGUGGAGCGUAGCAGAUGUCAUGACAGUGUAAAUCUUCCGCUGGUAGUUCGUGAUUGCAUUGAUUAUCUGCAAGAGAAUGGGAUGCAAAGCGAUCAAAUUUACAAAGUAGACGCCGUUAAAGCGAAACUUCAAACCCUCAAGCGGGCGUAUAAUAAUCGCGAGGGAAGUUGUGUCAAUGAAUUUGAUAUUCCGACGGCGUGCGGAUUAUUAAAGUUGUUUCUCCGAGAACUGCCAGAACCAAUACUGACAACAGAUUUAUCGACGCGAUUUGAGGAAGCUGCCUCACACUCACAGGUGUCCCAACAGGAACAGGAACUAGUCAAUCUAGUCGAACAAUUGCCCAGUUGUAACAGAACGCUGUUGUCAUGGGUAAUUCUCCAUUUGGACGCAGUCACACAGAAUGAAUCCUACACGAAAAUGAAUGCCCAGAAUAUAGCGAUGUUCCUAAGUCCCACACUUCAAAUGUCGCACCGUCUUUUCGUCGCCAUCCUUUGUCAUUGUAACAACUUAUUCGCUGACACGGAGCUACUAAAAUAUGUUCCACCAAUUACAGCCUCGAGUCCAAACCUUCCGGAAACACCGGAUGAAAUUACUGUUGAACUGAAGAAACAAGAAAGCUUGUUGGCACAAAUUCACGCUGAAAUGAAUGCGGGUUUUAUUACAAAGAAACGAGAGGAGCAAUUGUGGGAAAUUCAACGAAUUAUCACUCAGCUGAAGCGAAAGUUGAGAACAUUCGAGAAAAAAUCUGAUUGUACCCAGAAAAGUUUGGACGACACAAUCGAUGGAGAUAAUUCCAUGGAAUUGAACAAGGCUAAGCUUUCGUGUUCGGAUGACGAAUCCUCGAUUAAAACUGUCACCGGAAUUUCAACCGAGUCGGCUACGAACACAGAAACGAAAAAUACGCCUCAGGAAACAGAGGAAUCAGCUUUGCUCGAACGGAAAGUGGACGAGAUUGAUUCGCCCGACAACGCGAAGCUAGACAAGCUAACUUCCGCGGUUGGGAGUGGUGAACCACCGGCAAUAAGUGAUACAGUCACAGUUACAGAUAAUGGGUUCAUGUUGCUACCGGAGAAUCAUCCAAAUUAUUUGACACUGAUUCGUUUACAACUCGAGAACCAAGAGCUGUUGAACUGGAAGUCUCAAUUGCAGGCACGCAUCAACGCCGAAAGGACAGAAAUUGUUCGUAUGAAGCGGCUAUUGAAUCCGGACAGUAGUGCCAUUCACGGCCCGAGCAGCUUGGAUUGCUCCAUCAGCGAUAAUGAUGACUAUGAGAGGUUAGUCGCACAUUACGCGAAAGAGAAUGCACUUCUUGAGCAAAAGCGACAGAUUUUGGCGAAGGAAAUCUUCGAAGAGAACAAAGCGUUGAUCCAAAUGCAGGUGGAACUUGCGUUGAACCGUUAUCGAGUUUGAGUUGCAAAACAUUUGACAUGUUUGCACACGUUGAUAGACACAGUCUCUCCCAAUUGUUUGUUUAAUUGAUUAUGCAUAUUAUAUGGAAUAAACUUAACUUAUUAUUGGACAAAAUUGUAA